This is a messenger RNA of Cadophora gregata, 969 nucleotides long. Its product is annotated as Glycerol 2-dehydrogenase (NADP(+)). Gene Ontology annotation, cellular component: cytosol. The record is from RefSeq and is a predicted model, not a curated record. The coding region runs from base 1 to 969 and encodes 322 amino acids. Lineage: Eukaryota; Fungi; Ascomycota; Leotiomycetes; Helotiales; Ploettnerulaceae. The transcript is spliced from 3 exons. Gene Ontology annotation, molecular function: aldose reductase (NADPH) activity.
AUGGCACCAGUCCCGAUUCUCAAGUUGAGCAAUGGGGUUGAGAUUCCAGCUCUUGGCUUUGGAACAUAUGCCAAGGAGGAGAUCGCAGGGGAGACGCAUGCAGCUGUCCUUGCUGCGCUGAAUGCUGGCUACAGACAUCUAGACUGCGCCUGGUACUACUUGAACGAAGACGAAGUUGGAAGUGCUCUACAGGAAUGGCUAGCACAGAAUCCCACAGUCCAGCGCAAAGACAUCUUUAUCACGACCAAAGUCUGGCCUCAUCUCGUUGAGCCCGAAGACGUCGAGUGGAGCUUGAACAAUUCUCUGAAGAUGCUUGGGACGGAUUACGUGGACUCCUUCUUGAUUCAUUGGCCGUUUGCCGUUGAAAAGACCGAGGAAAACAAGGUUAAACUCGGUGCUGAUGGAAAGUAUAUCCUUAAAAAGGAGCUUACUGAAAAUCCGAAGCCUAUCUGGAGAGCUAUGGAGAAAGCAUAUAGAGCCGGGAAAGCCAGAGCCAUUGGUGUUUCCAAUUGGAAGAUAUCCGGCUUGGAAGAGAUGUUGAGAUAUGCCGAGAUCAAACCGCACAUCAACCAAGUGGAGAUUCAUCCCUUUCUGCCAAACAGCAGCCUGAUCCAAUACUGCAUCUCCCAAGAUAUUCUCCCGGUGGCUUACUCGCCUUUGGGAUCACAACAUCAGGUCCCGUCAACAGGCGAAAAGGUAACGACCAACGCAGAACUCAAUGCUCUGGCUAAAGCCAAUGGCGUCACACUGGCUCAGAUCUUAAUUGCGUGGGGCUUAAAGAGAGGAUAUGCCGUGUUGCCCAAGAGCUCCGAUGCUGCACGCAUCAAGAGCAACUUUCAGCUAGUCGAGUUGAGUGACAAGGAUUAUGCCGUCGUCAACAAAGUUGCCGAGGGGAGACAUACUCGAUUCGUCAACCCAAAGGGUAUGUUUGGAUAUGAUGUGUGGCCGGAGGAGAGUAAUCAGGUGUAG